AUGCCCGUCGAAAUUCUUGAGGCUAUUGCCAUUCUACUAAAACCAUCCGAGUUUCGCGCCCUCCGACUUGCCUGUAGAGAUAUUUAUGAGAGUACAACCCACUCCUUUGGGCGGGAAUUUCUAAAAACAGUGCACUUCGACCUUUCUCAAAAUGCAAUCGAACGCCUGUCAAAGAUUGCAGAAAACCCUCAUCUAAGGCAGCACGUUCAGCUGCUGGUCAUCCAGGAACCUGAAGACAACUUGUUUGGACGUGGAAUUUCAUGGACAAGAGAUUCUUCUGGUCAUCUUGCUGUACCUGAAAAAGCAGUUCAGCAGUGGCAAACGGUGCUAAGUCGCCUAGUGAAUUGUAAAGGAUUUGAGAUACGUCGCGAGCAUUCCUUUGAAACUUCCGAUCUUUCCGGUCUUAGGUCCAGUGAGGCUAUUGCAGUCGUUCUUGGUAUUAUUGCCGAGGCAUCUAUCCCCGUGUCAGCUUUUGCCAUUCAUUUCAAACCCAAGGGAACGAUAGGCAGCAACCACGUGGAAAUGGAGUGCCUUAGCUCCCUAGAUCUCGGAAAGCAAGGAUUUAUCGCCGCAUGGGCCCAUGUGCAAGACCUCAGCCUUCAAUAUACGAUGGGAUCAGAUGAUGCGAGCGAAGCUUUACAGACCGCCGACUGGACCAUCGAAUUGGUGCAAUAUGCCACAAGGCUCAUUAAGUUGGAUCUUAACUUCGACCUUGGGGACCAAGCAGAUUCGAUUAUCCGCCGCCUAUCCACUCUCAAUUCAUUGUGUCAACUUCAAGAGCUGACGUUGGAAAGCUUCAGCCUGGUAUCCGAGGAAGCCCUUCCAGAAUUCUUGUACAUGGUUCGCAAAAGUCUACAAACUGUAUCAUUCUCCUCUUCUACACUGCCUGGUGGAUGCUGGAUUUCAAUUUUAAAAUGUUUGGGUAGUGAAUUCCCAUCGCUGAAGAGCAUCAACUUGCAAUUCCUGAGAGGAACAGAUCAAGGUCUACUUCAUUUCCCCCGACUCUCGGAAAGUCCAGAUGUUGACGAGGGCACAAGCUUUACUGUUGAACAAAAAAUGCGCCGCAGGGGGCUUUUGAACACGACUGUUGGCUACUCGGGCCCGAGUAUGGGUAAAGCGAUUUCGAUCCUUGUGGAAUGUGCUACCUUCGACUAA
Molecule: messenger RNA, 1155 nt
Organism: Penicillium waksmanii
Lineage: Eukaryota; Fungi; Ascomycota; Eurotiomycetes; Eurotiales; Aspergillaceae
Exons: 1
Coding region: 1-1155 (384 amino acids)
Source: RefSeq, a predicted model, not a curated record